GCCGCGGGCCCGCACCACUCGGCCGCCACAAUGUGCGACUGCUUCCACAUGGUGCUGCCCACCUGGCCCGGAGCCCCCGGCAGCGUGUCCGGCCGCCAGCUGCAGCCCGGAUUGCCAGACACGGACCCGGAGGAGGACCCCUCUGUGACCGAGGGGCCCGCGGACGAGACCAUUCGGCCUCGGCCACAGGGGUCCUCGCCCGUCUACGAGUGCGUGACGGAGGAGUUCGGACGCCCGGAAGACACACCCAGCAGGCGAGCCUCCUCGGGGCGACGGCGGUCCUGGUGGAAGCGGGAUUCCGGGGACUCCCGGACAUUUUCCAAGAUGAGUCGUGCAGAGGAGGCGACGGAGGUGACGCUGAAGACGGAGGCAGAGGCUGGAGUCAGCGGCUACAGCGUCACGGGCGGCGGGGACCAGGGCAUCUUUGUGAAGCAGGUGCUGCAGGGCUCCUCGGCCGCCAGGCUCUUCAGCCUGAGAGAAGGGGACCAGCUGCUCAGCGCCACCAUCUUCUUCGACAACAUCAGCUAUGAGGAUGCGCUCAAAAUCCUCCAGUACUCGGAGCCGUACAAGGUCCAGCUCAGGAUCAAGCGGCAACUUCCCGCCGGUGGGGACGGCGAGCGGGCUCACGGCGCCGCUCAGGAUGCCCCGGAGCGCACAGAGAAGCAGGACGUGGGCGUGGCCUACGGGAGCACGGACACCCCUGUGCGGACGCUGGACGCAGACGGAGACCAGGAGAGACUCAUCUCCCGGCCCAGAGAGGGCCGAGGCCGGCGUCCCCGGGGGGACAGGCUCUCUUGGCCCAAGUUCCAAGCCAUGAAGACCAAGCGAGGGCCGCGGAGGUCACGCAGCUCCUCGGAGGCCUGUGAGAGGGGCCAGGCCCCGGAUGCAUCCCCCACGAGCUCAGACGCGGAGGCCCAGUUCCUGGCAGAGGAGCCGGAGCCCCGCUCAGGGCCCGGCGGCCCGCGGAGGAGGAGGCUCCUGAACCUGCAGUUCAAGAAGGACCCAGAGGGGAGCGAUGGAGAAGAUACCAGAGCAUUCAGAAAAGGCCGAAAAAAAACGACUGGAAAGGAACCACAAGAAACACAGAAGGGUGACAUGGGACGUCGGGACACAGAGUGGGUAGCCCGGGACAGCAGGUUCAAGAUGCCGAAGUUCAAGAUGCCAUCCUUCAGCGUGUCGGGGCCCGGCAAGGAUCUGGGCACAUCCGUGGACGUGACCGUGCCCAAGGCCACGGGGGAGGUGAGCCUGCCCUCCAUGGGCGUCGACCUGCGGGCCCCAGAGGGCGGCGUCCAGCUGCCCUCGGCUGAGGUCCAGCUGCCAGGGGCAGAGGUGGAGGUGGCCCUGCCCGAGGGCGACGUGGCCCUGGGCGAGCUCAAGGGCAAAGCAGACGGCGCCAGGUUCAAGGGCCACCUGCCCAAGAUGCAGAUGCCCAGCAUCAAGAUGCCCAAGGUGGACAUCAAGGGCCCCCAGGUGGACAUCAAGGGCCCCCAGCCAGGCCCCGAGGUGGACGAGGCCCUGCCCAGCGUGGAGGUGGACGUGCAGGUGCCCGGCGCCAGGCUGGAGGGUGACCUCGGCCUGGGCGACAAGGAGGGGGCCAGCAAGUUCAAGAUGCCCAAGUUCAAGAUGCCGUCCUUCGGAGUGUCAGCCUCCGGCAGGCCCGUAGAGGCUUCGUUGGACGUGGCCCUGCCUUCCGUGCAGGCCGAGGUGAAGACCAGUGACAUCAGCGAGGAGCUGCCCUCCGCCGACGUGGACGUGAAGACGGGUAAGCUGGGCGUGAGGCUGCCCGAGGGCCACGUGCCCAAGGUGCACAUGCCCAGCAUCAAGAUGCCCAAAGUAGACUUCAAGGGCCCUCAGGUGGACAUCAAGGGGCCCAAGCUGGACGUGAAGACCCCCAAGGGCCAGGUGACCGGCCCCGAAGUGGACGUGGCCCUGCCCAGCGUGGAGGUGGACGUGCAGGCGCCCGGCGCCAGGCUGGAGGGUGACCUCGGGCUGGGCGACAAGGAGGGGGCCAGCAAGUUCAAGAUGCCCAAGUUCAAGAUGCCAUCCUUCGGCGUGUCGGGGCCCGGCAAGGACCUGGGCACAUCCGUGGACGUGACUGUGCCCAAGGCCACGGGGGAGGUGAGCCUGCCCUCCGUGGGCGUCGACCUGCGGGCCCCAGAGGGCGGCGUCCAGCUGCCAUCGGCUGAGGUCCAGCUGCCAGGGGCAGAGGUGGAGGUGGCCCUGCCCGAGGGCGACGUGGCCCUGGGCGAGCUCAAGGGCAAAGCAGAUGGAGCCAGGUUCAAGGGCCACCUGCCCAAGAUGCAGAUGCCCAGCAUCAAGAUGCCCAAGGUGGACAUCAAGGGCCCCCAGGUGGACAUCAAGGGCCCCCAUGUGGACCUCAAGGGCCCCAAGCUCGACGUGAAGACCCCCAAGGGCCAGGUGACCAGCCCCGAGGUGGACGUGGCCCUGCCCUCCGUGCAGGCCGAGGUGAAGACCAGUGACAUCAGCGUGGAGCUGCCCUCCGCCGACGUGGACGUGAAGACGGGUGAGCUGGGCGUGAGGCUGCCCGAGGGCCACCUGCCCAAGGUGCAGAUGCCCAGCGUCAAGAUGCCCAGCAUCAAGAUGCCCAAAGUGGACAUCAAGGGCCCCCAGGUGGACCUCAAGGGGCCCAAGAUGGAUGUGAAGACCCCCAAGGGCCAGGUGACCGGCCCCGAGGUGGACAUGGCCCUGCCCAGCGUGGAGGUGGACGUGCAGGCGCCCGGCGCCAGGCUGGAGGGUGACCUCGGGCUGGGUGACAAGGAGGGGGCCAGCAAGUUCAAGAUGCCCAAGUUCAAGAUGCGGUCCUUCGGCGUGUCGGGGCCCGGCAAGGAUCUGGGCACAUCCGUGGACGUGACUGUGCCCAAGGCCACGGGGGAGGUGAGCCUGCCCUCCGUGGGCGUCGAUCUGCGAGCCCCAGAGGGCGGCGUCCAGCUGCCAUCGGCUGAGGUCCAGCUUGCCAGGGCAGAGGUGGAGGUGGCCCUGCCCGAGGGCGACGUGGCCCUGGGCGAGCUCAAGGGCAAAGCAGACGGCGCCAGGUUCAAGGGCCACCUGCCCAAGAUGCAGAUGCCCAGCAUCAAGAUGCCCAAGGUGGACAUCAAGGGCCCCCAGGUGGACAUCAAGGGCCCCCAGGUGGACCUCAAGGGGCCCAAGAUGGAUGUGAAGACCCCCAAGGGCCAGGUGACCGGCCCCGAGGUGGACGUGGCCCUGCCCAGCGUGGAGGUGGACGUGCAGGCGCCCGGCGCCAGGCUGGAGGGUGACCUCGGGCUGGGUGACAAGGAGGGGGCCAGCAAGUUCAAGAUGCCCAAGUUCAAGAUGCGGUCCUUCGGCGUGUCGGGGCCCGGCAAGGAUCUGGGCACAUCCGUGGACGUGACUGUGCCCAAGGCCACGGGGGAGGUGAGCCUGCCCUCCGUGGGCGUCGAUCUGCGAGCCCCAGAGGGCGGCGUCCAGCUGCCAUCGGCUGAGGUCCAGCUGCCAGGGGCAGAGGUGGAGGUGGCCCUGCCCGAGGGCGACGUGGCCCUGGGCGAGCUCAAGGGCAAAGCAGACGGCGCCAGGUUCAAGGGCCACCUGCCGAAGAUGCAGAUGCCCAGCGUGGACAUCAAGGGCCCCCAGGUGGACAUCAAGGGCCCCCAGGUGGACCUCAAGGGGCCCAAGAUGGAUGUGAAGACCCCCAAGGGCCAGGUGACCGGCCCCGAGGUGGACGUGGCCCUGCCCACCGUGGAGGUGGACGUGCAGGCGCCCGGGGCCAGGCUGGAGGGGGACCUCGGCCUAGGUGACAAGGAGGGGGCCAGCAAGUUCAAGAUGCCCAAGUUCAAGAUGCCGUCCUUCGGAGUGUCAGCCUCCGGCAGGCCCGUGGAGGCUUCGGUGGACGUGGCCCUGCCUUCCGUGCAGGCCGAGGUGAAGACCAGUGACAUCAGCGUGGAGCUGCCCUCCGCCAACGUGGACGUGAAGGCGGGUGAGCUGGGCGAGAGGCUGCCCGAGGGCCACCUGCCCAAGGUGCAGAUGCCCAGCGUCAAGAUGCCCAAGGUGGACAUCAGGGGCCCCCAGGUGGACAUCAAGGGCCCCAAGCUCGACGUGAAGACCCCCAAGGGCCUGGUGACCAGCCCCGAGGUGGACGUGGCCCUGCCCAGCGUGGAGGUGGACGUGCAGGCGCCCGGCGCCAGGCUGCAGGGUGACCGGCUGGGCGACAAGGAGGAGGCCAGCAAGUUCAAGAUGCCCAAGUUCAAGAUGCCAUCCUUCGGCGUGUCGGGGCCCGGCAAGGAUCUGGGCACAUCCGUGGACGUGACUUGCCCUAAGGCCACGGGGGAGGUGAGCCUGCCCUCCGUGGGCAUCAACCUGCAGGCCCCAGACAGCGGCGUCCAGCUGCCCUCGGCUGAGGUCCAGCUGCCAGGGGCAGAGGUGGAGGUGGCCCUGCCCGAGGGCGACGUGGCCCUGGGCGAGCUCAAGGGGAAAGCAGACGGCGCCGGGUUCAAGGGCCACCUGCCCAAGAUGCAGAUGCCCAGCAUCAAGAUGCCCAAGGUGGACAUCAAGCCCCAGGUAGACCUCAAGGGCCCCCAUGUAGACCUCAAGGGCCCCAAGCUCGACGUGAAGACCCCCAAGGCCAUGGUGACCAGCCCCGAGGUGGACGUGGCCCUGCCCAGCGUGGAGGUGGACGUGCAGGCGCCCGGCGCCAGGCUGGAGGGUGACCUCGGGCUGGGCGACAAGAGGGGGCCAGCAAUGUUCAAGAUGCCCAAGUUCAAGAUGCCGUCCUUCAGCGUGUCAGGCCCCGGCAAGGAUCUGGGCACAUCCGUGGACGUGACUGUGCCCAAGGCCACGGGGGAGGUGAGCCUGCCCUCCGUGGGCGUCGACCUGCGGGCCCCAGAGGGUGGCGUCCAGCUGCCCUCGGCUGAGGUCCAGCUGCCAGGGGCAGAGGUGGAGGUGGCCCUGCCCGAGGGCGACGUGGCCCUGGGCGAGCUCAAGGGCAAAGCAGAUGGCGCCAGGUUCAAGGGCCACCUGCCCAAGAUGCAGAUGCCCAGCAUCAAGAUGCCCAAGGUGGACAUCAAGGGCCCCCAGGUGGACAUCAAGGGCCCUCAGGUGGACCUCAAGGGGCCCCAGGGCCAGGUGACCAGCCCCGAGGUGGACGUGGCCCUGCCCAGCGAGGAGGUGGACGUGCAGGCGCCCGGCGCCAGGCUGGAGGCGGACCUCGGCCUGGGUGACAAGGAGGGGGCCAGCAAGUUCAAGAUGCCCAAGUUCAAGAUGCCGUCCUUCGGCGUGUCAGCCCCCGGCAAGCCCGUGGAGGCUUCAGUGGACGUGGCCCUGCCUUCCGUGCAGGCCGAGGUGAAGACCAGUGACAUCAGCGUGGAGCUGCCCUCCGCCGACGUGGACGUGAAGACGGGUGAGCUGGGCGUGAGGCUGCCCGAGGGCCACCUGCCCAAGGUGCACAUGCCCAGCAUCAAGAUGCCCAAAGUGGACUUCAAGGGCCCUCAGGUGGACAUCAAGGGGCCCAAGAUGGACGUGAAGACCCCCAAGGGCCAGGUGACCGGCCCCGAGGUGGACGUGGCCCUGCCCAGCGUGGAGGUGGACGUGCAGGCGCCCGGCGCCAGGCUGCAGGGGGACCUCGGCCUGGGUGACAAGGAGGAGGCCAGCAAGUUCAAGAUGCCCAAGUUCAAGAUGCCGUCCUUCGGCGUGUCAGCCCCCGGCAAGGAUCUGGGCACAUCCGUGGACGUGACUGUGCCCAAGGCCACGGGGGAGGUGAGCCUGCCCUCCGUGGGCGUCGACCUGCGGGCCCCAGAGGGUGGCGUCCAGCUGCCCUCGGCUGAGGUCCAGCUGCCAGGGGCAGAGGUGGAGGUGGCCCUGCCCGAGGGCGACGUGGCCCUGGGCGAGCUCAAGGGCAAAGCAGAUGGCGCCAGGUUCAAGGGCCACCUGCCCAAGAUGCAGAUGCCCAGCAUCAAGAUGCCCAAGGUGGACAUCAAGGGCCCCCAGGUGGACAUCAAGGGCCCUCAGGUGGACCUCAAGGGGCCCCAGGUGGACUUCAAGGGGCCCAAGAUGCAUGUGAAGACCCCCAAGGGCCAGGUGACCAGCCCCGAGGUGGACGUGGCCCUGCCCAGCGAGGAGGUGGACGUGCAGGCGCCCGGCGCCAGGCUGGAGGCGGACCUCGGCCUGGGUGACAAGGAGGGGGCCAGCAAGUUCAAGAUGCCCAAGUUCAAGAUGCCGUCCUUCGGCGUGUCAGCCCCCGGCAAGCCCGCCGAGGUGAAGACCAGUGACAUCAGCGUGGAGCUGCCCUCCGCCGACGUGGACGUGAAGACGGGUGAGCUGGGCGUGAGGCUGCCCGAGGGCCACCUGCCCAAGGUGCACAUGCCCAGCGUCAAGAUGCCCAGCAUCAAGAUGCCCAAAGUGGACUUCAAGGGCCCCCAGGUGGACAUCAGGGGCCCCCAGGUGGACAUCAAGGGCCCCCAGGUGGACCUCAAGAGCCCGAAGCUCGACGUGAAGACCCACAAGGGCCAGGUGACCAGCCCCGAGGUGGACAUGGCCCUGCCCAGCGUGGAGGUGGACAUGCAGGCGCCCGGCGCCAGGCUGGAGGGUGACCUCGGGCUGGGCGACAAGGAGGGGGCCAGCAAGUUCAAGAUGCCCAAGUUCAAGAUGCCAUCCUUCGGCGUGUCGGUGCCCGGCAAGGAUCUGGGCACAUCCGUGGACGUGACUGUGCCCAAGGCCACGGGGGAGGUGAGCCUGCCCUCCCUGGGCAUCGACCUGCGGGCCCCAGAGGGCGGCGUCCAGCUGCCAUCAGCUGAGGUCCAGCUGCCAGGGGCAGAGGUGGAGGUGGCCCUGCCCGAGGGCGACGUGGCCCUGGGCGAGCUCAAGGGCAAAGCAGAUGGCGCCAGGUUCAAGGGCCACCUGCCCAAGAUGCAGAUGCCCAGCAUCAAGAUGCCCCAGGUGGACAUCAAGGGCCCCCAGGUGGACCUCAAGGGGCCCCAGGUGGACCUCAAGGGGCCCAAGCUCGACGUGAAGACCCCCAAGGACCUGGUGACCGGCCCCGAGGUGGACCUGGCCGUGCCCUCCGUGCAGGCCGAGGUGAAGACCACUUACAUCAGCGUGGAGCUGCCCUCCACCGACGUGGACGUGAAGACGGGUGAGCUGGGCGUGAGGCUGCCCGAGGGCCAACUGCCCAAGGUGCAGAUGCCCAGCGUCAAGAUGCCCAGCAUCAAGAUGCCCAAGGUGGACAUCAAGGGCCCCCAGGUAGACUUCAAGGGCCCCCAUGUAGACCUCAAGGGCCCCAAGCACGACGUGAAGACCCCCAAGGGCCAGGCGCCUGGCGCCAGGCUGGAGGGUGACCUCGGGCUGGGCGACAAGGAGGGGGCCAGCAUGUUCAAGAUGCCCAAGUUCAAGAUGCCGUCCUUCGGCGUGUCAGCCCCCGGCAAGGAUCUGGGCACAUCCGUGGACGUGACUGUGCCCAAGGCCACGGGGGAGGUGAGCCUGCCCUCCGUGGGCGUCGACCUGCGGGCCCCAGAGGGCGGCGUCCAGCUGCCAUCGGCUGAGGUCCAGCUGCCAGGGGCAGAGGUGGAGGUGGCCCUGCCCGAGGGCGACGUGGCCUGGAUGCCCAGCAUCAAGAUGCCCAAGGUGGACAUCAAGGGCCCCCAGGUGGACAUCAAGGGCCCCCAGGUGGACCUCAAGGGGCCCAAGCUCGACGGGAAGACCCCCAAGGGCCUGGUGACCAGCCCCGAGGUGGACGUGGCCCUGCCUUCCGUGCAAGCUAAGGUGAAGACCAGUGACAUCAGCGUGGAGCUGCCCUCCGCCGACAUGGACGUGAAGACGGGUGAGCUGGGCGUGAGGAUGCCCGAGGGCCACCUGCCCAAGGUGCAGAUGCCCAGCGUCAAGAUGCCCAGCAUCAAAAUGCCCAAAGUGGACUUCAAGGGCCCCCAGGUGGACAUCAGGGGCCCCCAGGUGGACAUCAAGGGGCCCAAGAUGGACGUGAAGACCCCCAAGGGCCAGGUGACCGGCCCCGAGGUGGACGUGGCCCUGCCCAGCGUGGAGGUGGACGUGCAGGCACCCGGCGCCAGGCUGGAGGGUGACCUCGGCCUGGGUGACAAGGAGGGGGCCAGCAAGUUCAAGAUGCCCAAGUUCAAGAUGCCGUCCUUCGGCGUGUCGGUGCCCGGCAAGGAUCUGGGCACAUCCGUGGACGUGACUGUGCCCAAGGCCACGGGGGAGGUGAGCCUGCCCUCCGUGGGCGUCGACCUGCGGGCCCCAGAGGGUGGCGUCCAGCUGCCCUCGGCUGAGGUCCCGCUGCCAGGGGCAGAGGUGGAGGUGGCCCUGCCCGAGGGCGACGUGGCCCUGGGCGAGCUCAAGGGCAAAGCAGAUGGCGCCAGGUUCAAGGGCCACCUGCCCAAGAUGCAGAUGCCCAGCAUCAAGAUGCCCAAGGUGGACAUCAAGGGCCCCCAGGUGGACUUCAAGGGGCCCAAGAUGCAUGUGAAGACCCCCAAGGGCCAGGUGACCAGCCCCGAGGUGGACGUGGCCCUGCCCAGCGAGGAGGUGGACGUGCAGGCGCCCGGCGCCAGGCUGGAGGGGGACCUCGGCCUGGGUGACAAGGAGGGGGCCAGCAAGUUCAAGAUGCCCAAGUUCAAGAUGCCGUCCUUCGGCGUGUCAGGCCCCGGCAAGCCCGUGGAGGCUUCGGUGGACGUGGCCCUGCCUUCCGUGCAGGCCGAGGUGAAGACCAGUGACAUCAGCGUGGAGCUGCCCUCCGCCGACGUGGACGUGAAGACGGGUGAGCUGGGCGUGAGGCUGCCCGAGGGCCGCCUGCCCAAGGUGCACAUGCCCAGUAUCAAGAUGCCCAAAGUGGACUUCAAGGGCCCUCAGGUGGACAUCAAGGGGCCCAAGCUGGACAUGAAGACCCCCAAGGGCCAGGUGACCGGCCCCGAGGUGGACAUGGCCCUGCCCAGCGUGGAGGUGGACGUGCAGGCGCCCGGCGCCAGGCUGGAGGGGGACCUCGGCCUGGGUGACAAGGAGGGGGCCAGCAAGUUCAAGAUGCCCAAGUUCAAGAUGCCGUCCUUCGGCGUGUCAGCCUCCGGCAAGAAUCUGGGCACAUCCGUGGUCGUGACGGUGCCCAAGGCCACGGGGGAGGUGAGCCUGCCCUCCGUGGGCGUUGACCUGCGGGCCCCAGAGGGCAGCGUCCAGCUGCCCUCGGCUGAGGUCCAGCUGCCAGGGGCAGAGGUGGAGGUGGCCCUGCCCGAGGGCGAUGUGGCCCUGGGCGAGCUCAAGGGCAAAGCAGAUGGCGCCAGGUUCAAGGGCCACCUGCCCAAGGUGCAUUUUCCCAGCAUCAAGAUGCCCAAGGUGGACUUUAAGGGCCCCCAGGUGGACAUAAAGGGUCCCCAACUGGACGUGAAGGGUCAGAAGGGCUCAGUUCCUGGCCCCCGUGGGGACUGUUCCUCGUCCAGGGUGGAGGUGGACGUGCAGUCUCCAGGGGCCCAGCUGGAGGCAGAGCUGGGCGGGGGUGACCAUGAAGGAAGCAGCAAGUUCAAGUUGCCCGAAGUGUCGGUGCCGUGUUUCCGUCCGUCAUCCAGUAAGACUUUAGUUUCCUGUGACCCUGCCUUCAGCUAUGGUCCUGCAGGUGUGUGCUCUGCCGUCGAGGGCUCUGUUGCAGUGCAUCCCAGUGGUCAUGCUGUUCCGUCCGCUGAGCUGCAGGGACUCUCUGGCCCCAAAUCUGGGGAAAAGAGCAAAGUUAAGAAACCGCAUUUCAAAAUCCCCAAGGUGUUCUCUCCCCCGGGAAAGUCUUCUCCAGGUGUGGUCCUUCUGGCGGCAGCGCCGGGGGCCCCCACAUCUGGCCCUGCCGGAGCUGCCCCUGAGGCGGCCGCUGAGGACUGGUCUGUCGGGGUGUCCGGGGAGCCACCGGUGCCCGGGCGCCACCUGGGCCGGCCCGGCUUCUCUUCAGCCAGCCACGAUAUCGGUGGUCCUGUGACCGAGUCCUCUAUCGCCACGUCUUGUGAGCGCGUCACUCUUACCAAAUACCAGGUGACCGUCCCCGGAGCCCGCGUUUCUGGGGAGCGGCAGGAGGUCACCCGCUCCGAGCCCCAGGGGCAGGCUCGCCUUCUCAGCUCUGCGGUUUGUGCCGACAUCCAGUCCUGGGAGCACGUUCCGCUGUCCCCACUGGACAGCCGCCCAGGCCCCGUGGACGCCCUGACUCUCACGUCGGAUGUCCGGGUGACCUUUCCUAAAUUUCACGGCCCCAAGUUCGGUUUUCCAGGCUCUGCAGCCGCGGUGGCCGACGAGGAGCCGCACCCUGUGGGGCGUGCCCUGUCUCUCCCCAGCCCCGGGCUGGGGCCAGACCCCGAGGAAGCCACUGUGGGCCCGUGGCCGGGCUCCCAGCUGCUGUGCACAAGUGUCUCCCUGUCCCAGGGGAUGCCAGGCAGUGUGGGGACCCCAGCAGUGGCCUCAGGGGCGGGGCCGGCUGAAGACAUUGAUCGCGAGGGGAAAAGCAGCCCCCUAAAAAUGCCCCGUCUCCGCCUCCCAUCCUUCAGACGGUCCCCGAAGAAGGAGGUCGUGCCCAAAGGGGACCCUGGACAGAGCCUGGCUGUGGAGGUGGGCGUGCCCGGUGCCCCCGGGGACGGGACCCCUGAGACCGAUGGCGAGAAGGGGAAGGCGAAAACGCCUGGCUUUGCCGUGCCGAAACCGGCCCUUCCCAAAAUGAGGUCUUCCAGGGGAGGGGACCUGGAGCCCACCUUUGCCGGUCCCGCCGGUCCCGCAGCAGCAGGGGGGGCCCCCUAUGCGGCCCCAGGGGCCAGCAGUGAGGGCCCCCCGGAAAGCGUGGGCUCGGAGGUCCCCCUGCAGCAGGCCCUCCUUCCCGCCGGGCCCGAGCUCAGACCCGGGCCUGCCGCCGGCGGCCUUCCUCCCCCGGCGCCGGACUCGUCUCUCCGAGAGGGCAGCGGAGGCCCCCGGCUGGCAGCCGACCCCACCAGCCUGCCUGUGGGGGAGGCUGCAGCCCCUGCCGAGGGAAGCCAGGGGGGCGACCCGGCAGUGGGCACGGUGCCGGCCAGCUCGCAGGACAGCUGGUUCAGGAUGCCCUCGCUCCGCCUGCCCAGCUUCUGGCGCUCCUCCAAGGAGCGGGGCGCGGCUGGCGGGCCGGGCACUGGGCAGGACGGAGAGGCUCCAGCUGCGGCCACCAGUCCCGGGGUCGGUGCCGCGGGGUCGGGGGUGGCGGCCCCUGUGUCCCCACCACCCCCAGAGGCCGAGGGAGAGGCUCUGAGGGGGAGUCUGGACAGCAGAGGUUUGACGGUGCACCUGCCUCGGGCAGGGACCCCCUCGGAUGAGCCUCCCAGCGCCGAGAGCGCCCGGCUGGGCCCAGGCGAGGGCUCCCGCCCCCCGCAGGCGCGGGCCAGACCUUCGGAAGCACAGCCUCCUCCUGGGGAACUGGGUGGGACUCCCGCGGGGGGCGCAGGCGGGACGGAGCACCGGCCUUCCCCGCCGGAGGGCCCCCUCACCCUGAAGGCUUCGAGGACUGACACACCUGCCCAGGUCUCUGUCGUCGACGUGGGGCAGCUCUGGGCGGACUCCGUGCUCACGGUCAAGUUCCCCGUGCUGAAGGUGCCCAGGUUCACCUUCCGGGCCCCCGGCUCCGAGGGGGACGUCUUCAUCCCGCCCCUGAGCGAGGCCCUGGCCCAGCGUAAGGAUGGCCGGGGAGCCUGUGGGGCCAGCUUCCUGAAGGCGGGCGCUGGGGUCCCCGGGGAGCAGCCCUCGGCCCCUGACCUCCCCUCAGACGCUUCCCCCAUUUCUAAGGUCAGGGUGCACAUUCAAGGCGCCCGGGUGGAGAGCCACGAAGUCACCAUCCGCAGCAGGGUCACCGCCGACUUUGCCGACCUGCAGGGCGCGGAGGCUUUUUCCACCCAGAUCGUGCGGGAAGCAGAGGUCCCCGCCUCCCAGAUCCAGACGCCGGCCUACGGGUUCUCCCUGCUGACGGGGAAGGUCCUGGAGGCGCCCCUGCGGGCGCAGCUGCACCUGGUCUCCCCGGACGCCCCGCCGCCCGACGCCGGGGAGCCGUUCGAAAUCAUCUCGAGCAGCGCCGUCCUCGCGCCCGGACCGCCGGCCUCGGCGUGGGAAGCGCAGCGCCGCCCCCAGCGCGCAGACAGCUGUUCGGACGAGGAGCCCGCGGAGAUCCUCGAAUUCGCCCCUGACGUCGGCCAGGACGAGGACGGGGCUGCGGCAGAGAGGCCCGGGAGCCAGCGGCCCUCAGGCCGGUUCCGGUUCUGGCUUCCAAGCAUCGGGUUCUCUUCCUCCGCGGCCGACGUGCACGUGGAUCCCGCGGAGGACGCGCCCAGCCCCGCGCCACCGGCUCCGGUCCAAACGCAGCCCGCGGCCCGCCCCGGGGCGGGGCCGCCCGAGAAACCGGAGAAGGCCGGCUGGUUCCGAUUCCCCAAGCUCGGGUUCUCCUCCGCCCCCAGCAGGAAGAGAGACAGCGCGGAGGAGGACGAGGCAGGCCCGGCCGGGCCGAAGCUCCAGGAAGAAGCCGUCACGUUUUUCGACGCCCGGGAAAGCUUCUCCGUGGACGAGCCCGAGGGCGCCGGGCCCACACCCGAGUGA
This is a messenger RNA of Phyllostomus discolor (pale spear-nosed bat), 12555 nucleotides long. It is a transcript of the gene AHNAK2, whose product is annotated as AHNAK nucleoprotein 2. Gene Ontology annotation, molecular function: protein binding. The record is from RefSeq and is a predicted model, not a curated record. Gene Ontology annotation, biological process: regulation of RNA splicing. Lineage: Eukaryota; Metazoa; Chordata; Mammalia; Chiroptera; Phyllostomidae. Gene Ontology annotation, cellular component: costamere; nucleus; cytoplasm.